UUCAGUAGAAAAAAUCUUAGUUUCGAUAGAACAGAUGAAAUCCAUUGUCAAAACGCCCGAGAAUAUUAUUUGAUAGAUAUUAUGAAUUUCCCUAAAAUUUAGCAGUAAUAAUAUGUCCUAGACUCAGAAGUAUCUUAUGACAAUAUUUUUUAAAAGAUUACGGGUUCUUUGAAUAUUCUGAAUUGUGUUUUUGAAAUUAAAGUGACUUUCAGUGUAAGCAGGACUUUUUCCCUGCAAACUAGUUAAAUGUGUCUAUCUACUCGUGCCGAAAAUUCGUGUAAACUGGAGUACAAAAUUCAUACAAACCUACUAUUAUCUACAUUCGCAAAAAGAAAUCUAUAACUCCACAAGAAUCUUUUAAUUGUAAUUUCACUGUACAUUUUUAAUUUUAACCGAAAUGCGGUUCAGGUCAGCAGACGUCGUAUUGAAAAAGGGCGAGAAGCCAAUAUGGGACGCAGAGCACAUCUUUGAGUAUGUCUCCCCAAUGGUAUCGCCGGGAUCAGGAUCAAGUGCUGGAAGAAAGAAGUGCCUUAUUGACUACCCCAUGGCAUAUAUUGAUACCAAUGUUAUUGGAUGCUGGAGUCUGGAAACGAUUGGUAUGGCCGGGAAAUUACUGCGGAAACCACCCAUAGCAGUAAAGUUCGACGAUGAAUAUGAAAUGCGAAAAGUGUACUCCUUGAUUUAUGAUGUUUUCAGAUAUAAGCACAUAUUAUGCCAGGCAUUGACUGAUACCUCGUUCUAUUCUCUAUACCCAGAGUUGAAAAAAGAUCAAAAUAGAGUUUGGCUGCUCUUGUUCGAACUACAUGCACGACAGUUCUCAAAAAGACAACCAGAAGAAAUUGGACUUCAAGAACUAAUUUACAGGGAAGCCGACCUUGAAUAUAUAUCCGCUCGAUUGUGGGAUCAACGGAUUAAGUUAGCUGCUGCAAUAUCAAGACUCCGCAUCAAAAAGGGAGCCUUGCAGCUUUCCCACUUACUACCUCCACAUUUACAGGACGAAAAAGUGGCAGUAGCAGCAGCCAAUCCAAUAGUUUCAGGAUGGAUGAAUCCUUUCAAAUUAAAGGACAAAUUUACAGCAAUUGAAAUGCUUGAGCAAAUGGGAAUGGAAGAGGUGCCUCUAGAUGAAGAUGGAGCAGAACAACCACUCCAGCAAAACCAAUACCGAUGGGACAAAGUAUGUCCCUUGUUCAUGUCCUGUAUUCCCAGGGAUCGUGGUGAAUUUGCGCAGUCGGAAAUUGUGAAAAACAAUUAUUUCAUCAUGCAGGAUAGAACCUUUUCGAUAGCUCCUGCGAUAUUAUCACGUCUCUUUGAUUAUUUUGAACUAGAGGGUGAUGUUGUCCAAACUCAUGUUUCGUCACCGCGAUCGACUGCUUAUUUAGCAGCUUUGUUUUACUCAGUGAAUCGAGUUAACCAUUUCCUGGCGUAUGGUGCUGGAGUUAACCUCCUCGAAUACAGACGCUAUAUGGAAACAAUUGGGGUUAACAACAUUCGACUCUAUUCAGAGAAGUUUUGCAAUAUCCCUUUAGAAUCUGCAAGUCUAGAAUUAGCAGUCGGAGUAUUCGCCACUCCUCCGAAUUCCUUUAGUGGCGUAAAUGAUCCCAUAGACCUGAUUUGUAGCCGCGGGGGAGAUUUGAGCAUUCUGGAAGUUUUGACUGAGUCGGAGAUCAGUAAUGAGGGCAAAAAACGAGUGGCGCAGCUUCUUGAAGAACAGAGAGAAACCUUAAGAUUGGCUAUGUCCCGACCCCAGGUUCAGUUCGUUCUCUAUGAAACCCAUUCUAUAGUUAGCUCAGAAAAUCAGGACAUGGUACAACAAGCUGUUUAUGAUAUCAACCGUUGUGCGUUCGAAAAGCACUUAAUCAUCUACAAGGAGAAAAAGCGACUAGAGGCCUUAGCUGAGUUGGAAGCGGCUAACAUUCCCGCAGCCGCCUUUUCGCAGUCAGGUCCUCAACGGCGGGCUGCGGGAGGUAGUGCUGUAACUGUUGGACCAUCAAGUGCGACGACAAAUAAAUCUGAGGAAACAAGUAGUGCCCGAUUUCGAAAAGCUCGCAUAGAUAGCAUUGACAGCUCCAUUGAUUCAGAUGCAUCAAAUUUGGAUACCGCGAGAAAAUCCGCAACUACAUCUAGUGAUGACUACGCUCAAAAUAUUAAAGUACCCAAAACUGACGAAUUCAUGGUAGCUAAUGUUCCGGAUAUUUGUAUGAAUCAGGAUAAGUGUCUCAAGUGGAAUUCACUAGGAUGUUUUGUCUCCUUGAUUAAUCGUAAGCAAAUAACAAAAUUAGAUGCCAAAUAUCUAAUCAAAAUGGCUGAGGCUAGAGGGUUAUUCGGGAGCUCGGAUAAGAAAAAGUCAAUGAAACCGAAAUCCUCGAAGAAGCCGGAGAAGAAAGUGAUUAUAGCCAAAGACGAUGAUUCCAAAAAAUCUAAAUCGAAGAAGGCAGAUAUUGCAAUUUUGAUUGAAAGACUAUGUCGACCGACAUAUGCAAGCUGCUAUCGGUCUCACCAACAAAGUAUCUCUUCUGCCGAGAACCAACUUUUGACAUUUAAUUUGGUCACAAAAGUCUGUUCAAGGCAUAGCAAGCACCAUUCGGAUGAAUUUUUCCCUUACAAGAGCUAUGGUGCGGAGUCUCGGGCGAAAAUUUGGUGGCGAGAGACCGCUGACUAUAUCAGUAAUAUGCGGCAUGAGGAGGAUAUAACCAUGUCCCAACCAGAGAAUGAGGAGCAAAGUAAACCCCUUCAUUUGACCCGUGAUUAUAAUGAAACCAACCAAGCUGCCUACAUGAUGUAUUCCCCUGGCAGUAGGAGACGAUAUCAAAAGUUCAACAAAAAGCAGCCAUAUCCUGUGACAGUUAGAUAUUUGGAGUUCAAAGGGCAUGAAAUGUUCAAAUAUCGACAAAUGCGAAGUUAUCCAUGUCCCCAAUCCACCACUGAUUACGACGAUAAAAAGAUACUAUAUCGGCCCAAUUUCGUUAACAAACGCAAGUGCCUGGGGAGCUGUUAAGCUUUGGAAGAGACUAUUUCCAAUUUUUAGAUUUUUAUAUCUCCGAUUUUUUUUUUGUUUUUUUUAUCUUUUUUUGUCAUUGGCAGAUUGCUGAAUAGGUUUUAGUAAUAUUGUUGAUUUCAGGCUCUUUUCAGAAUCGGGCUACUGGUCAACAUGAAUGGAGGGAACUGUUUGUGACCUUUAGUGGAAACUGUUAUUAGUGGUUGACAAAAUAUUAUGUUGUAAGAAUAUUUCUUUUGUUGA
Molecule: messenger RNA, 3238 nt
Organism: Hermetia illucens (black soldier fly)
Lineage: Eukaryota; Metazoa; Arthropoda; Insecta; Diptera; Stratiomyidae
Exons: 9
Coding region: 398-2995 (865 amino acids)
Source: RefSeq, a predicted model, not a curated record